This is a messenger RNA of Suillus bovinus, 1047 nucleotides long. RefSeq lists its product as uncharacterized. The coding region runs from base 193 to 975 and encodes 260 amino acids. The transcript is spliced from 4 exons. The record is from RefSeq and is a predicted model, not a curated record. Lineage: Eukaryota; Fungi; Basidiomycota; Agaricomycetes; Boletales; Suillaceae.
GAUCGAUCUGCGGAUAUUACAAUUAAUUUUCUUUUCUGACUUCCUCGGAGAUCAUUUACUCCGGUGCUUCUACCUUAGUGGAAUACCAGUUCUCGUGCGUAUGCGCUCCCUCAAAUAACCUGUGCUUUAAGUCUCUCUUUCUCUGUUCCCCGCUUUUGCAACAACUCGCUCUUGAGCUAGUACAACUACGAGAUGACUUCCAUCGAACAACAGCUACCUCCGACCAUGUCCAACAUAGAUUUAGACAGUGUCGAGGAACAGCUCCAAAAACUUCCUGAAGAUUGGAAACCUCCCUUGGGUACCCGCGCUCAGCGGACCUUUGCGUUUCUCUGCACUCUCAUUCUUAACCAGCCCAAUCUCGAGAAAUUAUGGCAGGAAGCGAGAGAGGAAAUGGGCUGGGAGGAGUAUAACGAUCGUAUAUACCGCGACGCGAUGCGUCUCUUUGUAGCCCAAAUGAUGGUUUUUUAUGCGAGCAUAGUGUGUGUCACAACUCCACCACCUGGUGUUCAACAUUUCGAUGCCACUUCCGUCACGUAUUGUUUAGUACUGCUACGGGUCUCGUCCAUCAUCUCUGCCAUAGGACUACUUUUCCUGAAUCGCUUUUUCAAAUCAUCCUUGACGAUCAUAGAAACUGAUAAGGUGGUAAGAAAAAUUUCGAAUCAUGCAGCUGUCAUUGAUCCAAAUGAUGCUCAGGACAAGAAACCAUUCGGAUUGGGACGUUACGAUGUCUUGUAUCACAUCGGCAUGUUUCGUAUGUCGCAACUCUGUUUCGCCUACACUUUGGCAUCUACCGUGGGCGCACUUUCCAUCAUCGCUCUAGGCGCGAAUCUCAUAAACGUCCUUACAGGCGUCGUGGCUCUCGGUACAUUCGUGGAUCAUUUUUUUAUGCAGAAUCGUGUUAAGUCGUUGGAUAGUUUGUUUUUUUGCGCAUGGUUCAGUAUUUUCGCCUAUAACAGAUUUUCCACACUGGCAUGAUCGUGAUAUUUCUGGUGUUUUGCUUUCUUCGUAGAACUCUUGAUACCUGUGUAGUCGUUCCUUUAAUUCCUG